Molecule: messenger RNA, 1738 nt
Organism: Uloborus diversus
Lineage: Eukaryota; Metazoa; Arthropoda; Arachnida; Araneae; Uloboridae
Product: methyltransferase-like protein 17, mitochondrial
Exons: 15
Coding region: 284-1687 (467 amino acids)
Biological process (GO): translation
Cellular component (GO): mitochondrial small ribosomal subunit
Molecular function (GO): structural constituent of ribosome; methyltransferase activity
Source: RefSeq, a predicted model, not a curated record
UGCCGAACUUGGGCAUAGACUCCAUGGGCAUGUGCUAUUGAAGUUUUUGGGAAAAAAGCAGACUUUUCUCCCCACUUUCUUCGUUGCAUAUUCAUUCAAAGCAACCUUUAUGGUUCAAAUUCCUUAGUUUCGUUUAUACUCAACCAUCCAACUGAGAAAAUUAUUUUUUUCACAGCUCUAAAUGAAAAAUAUGAAACCUUACGAUGCAUAUCAUGUUUUCUUAAAUAUUAAAUACUAAUUCCUUCUAAUAGUUAAGGUAUCAUACUUUUAUAGACAUUCCGAAAUGAAAUCAAAAAUAUUCUUUAGGUUAAAAAAUCUUUCUGAAAUUUAUUGCUCUCAACUUCACAAUUUAAGAUGCUUCAGUUUUUGCAAGAUUAAUUACUAUGCUGAAAAGUAUACGUUACAACUGGUCCCUGAAGUUGAAAGUGAAGUUGACAGUGGGAAAAUCAAACAUCGGAGACAUCCAGGUGCCAGGAAAAGACCACCUGUAGUCUUACCUGAAAAAUUGAUUGGGGCUGUCCGCAAUUUGAUACCUGAUGAAAAAGUAAGAUAUUUUAAGACUGCAGCUUCAGAGUUAUGGAGUCAACUUUCAUCUCGCAGGUUGCCUAUUGAAUCUGAUGAAAUUGAACAAAGAUUGCUAAAGUUAUAUCCUCAUUUACGAGAUGGAACAUUUGAAGAAUUACCUGACUCUAUUAAAAAAGAAGAAAUAACUCAAAUGAGGAAGAAAAUUCACACUGAGCUAUAUCGUUGGAGGCCUAUUGAGUAUGAUGAAAAUAAUUGUCUAGCCUAUCUGACUGCAAGAUUAGCACCCAACUAUGCUUCAAUUUCCCAAGUAUUUUAUGAGAUAAAAUUGCAGUUGGGAAAUUUUCAACCGAAAACAUUUUUUGACUUUGGAUCAGGAGUUGGAUCUGGUGUUUGGGCAGCCUAUUCUGAGUUUGAAGACAAUAUUAAAGAAUACUUUUGUGUUGAUGCUUCUCCAAAUAUGAUUGAUGUUGCACAAACUCUUCUUACUGAUGAGAGUACAAAGAAGAUGUUUUUAAAAUCAAUAUUUUUUCGUCAAUUCUUACCAGCAUCAGAUACUGUAAAAUAUGAUUUAGUUCUAAGUGCCUUUUCAUUAUUGGAGUUACCUUCUGCAAAAGAUAGACUUCAAGUCAUUGAUACUUUAUGGAGAAAAACAAAUGAUCUCUUGGUAAUAAUUGAAUACGGAAAUAAAGCUGGUUUUCUUUCUGUUCUAGAUGCAAGAGAUUAUAUUUUACAGGUAGAAAACCAUAUGUCAUCCCAUUACCCAUGUUACAAUUCUGGAGCUCAUGUCGUUGCACCUUGUACCCAUGAUUUAACUUGUCCAAGGUUUGAAGCAUCAGACAAUACUUGUGGCUUUAUUGUGUCAUAUCAGACUAUUUUUCCUGACAGGUAUUCACCUAUCGACAAAAAAGACUGGAUUUCAUAUGUAGUAUUAAGAAAAGGAAAGAGACCAAAAGAUGAAGUCUCUUGGCCAAGAAUAGUAAAACCUGUAUUGGCACGAGCGAAGCAUGCAUAUUGUCGCAUGUGUUGUAGCGAUGGAAAAUUACGUGAAGUUGUAGUAACAAAAGCAAGACAUGGAAGAAAUGCAUAUCGAUGUGCAAGAAGCAGUCAUUUGGGAGAUCUUCUGCCAGCAGAAAUAAUGACUAAAACUUCAGACAACCGUUAAAGUUGCAUAGCUUAGCUUGUUUUUGAGAUAUGUCAUUUGAAGAGCAUGUUG